AGUAAGGUCAGAUUUGUUUUGCUUUUUAUUUCAACACUUAAUCCAACAACUCCAAAUCACAGCCAGAAAAUGCCGACCACAGCCAAAAAGUCUUUGGAGUACAGUGAAAAGAUCAAAACUAGAAAAUUUCAGCAGCAAGCGACUUGCAAAGUCAGCCAUGGCCUAUCUCGUAAGACAUCGCUCAUAGUUGUUGGUCAAAGGAUAAAGAGUCGAAAAUUCAAGCAGAGAGCUGCUAAAAAAACUGUCUGGUUGAACGCCAAAGGCAAAAUCAUUGCAGUUGAAAUCAAACACAUUGAUACUUUGGGAAUUGACAUGAACAAUUUCUUUACUCCAAAGGCAUCAAAGGCUCUGACCGAAGCCAAUACAUCUAAUGCUGGCGUGGAUAAAUUAAUACCUCUGCAGUCGGAACCCACGCUUAAUAAGUGCCAUCUCAACAGAAAAUCCAGAACGGAGCUUAUGAUGAACACUUGCAUCGUUCAGCCCAUUGAAAAGAGCGAUAUAACCAAGCUUAAAAACUCUCCUAAAAGACCUAAAGCGUCUGCCAAAUACAGAGUUCAAAAACCAAAUUUUGGAAAACUGGCAUUAAAAGCUUCCCGUGGCAAAACCAAUAGAAAAUCAUACGAAAGACGGCACAUUGAGUAUCCAGAAUGUGAUGAUCUGACACUGAUCGAUUUUGAUGCUAUAGUUCCUAAGCCUAGUUAUGAUUCAGGCCAUUGUGGUAGUAACGAGACAUCAUAUGAAAAUGUAGGGGAAAGAACAAUGUUUGAAUCUAAACAAAAUGAAGAGCAGGCUUGCUGCUCAAAAAACAUAAAUACUAAGAGAAUUCACUCGGAAGAUGGGCUUGGCCCAGAUAAGGAUAUCCCGAUUAUUUUGGAAAAAUACGCUUAUUUAGAAGAAAAUGAUUCAGUCCACAUAGAUCAUUUUCUUAGGGAAGGUCGCUUUGAUAAAGAGAAUGCAAAAGCGAUUCGUUUGGAAGAUUCAACUAGCUUAGAGAAUGCAAAGAGGAGAUUUAAGCUAAGUCCAAGCCGUCCUUCACCCGGAAAAAAGUUGAAAAGGUCAAAACAUUUUCCAGUUGAGAAAAAUGUCCAACAGCUCAAAAAUAUUUAUAAGGGAAAAGCAUCAGUUAUUGGUUAUCAAUUGGAGCCGCCCCACUCUAGAGUGGCUAUUGUUGGUCCGCGUCCCUCAACUUCAAAUCGUUCUAGGUGCCGAUGUAAACAUUUUAAUCAGGUUGACUAUGUUCUUGCUGAUUAUCCGAUGCCCAACAGAGUGAUUUAUAUUCAAAGACCCGAACAAGGACCAGCUUUUGGGAGCACCGGGGCUGAUCAUAUUUUUCCAUCGCAGGCAUACUUGGCCAGCCUGAAUCUGCGUACAGUGGCCGCUUCAAGGGACGAGAAUAUAGGUCGGGUUAUGGCAGAGCGCACUAGGAUUUCGAGGGAUCAUGCUCCCCGGUUGGUCGAGAAUUCGAUACCAGCGAGAGAUUGGACCCAAAUUGCUUUUUCUUUUUUUUUCUUUUUAAUGUUAAUAACGGGAUUUUGCCUAAUUUUGUAUUCAUAUUAUUAUGAGCAAACAAGACCUCUAACGCUUUGGGAGAAAUUUGUUCUACUUAUUAAUAUAUUUUCCACUAAAAAAAUCUAAAAGCGAGCUCUUUAAUGUAAGAAUUUUU
Messenger RNA from Drosophila elegans, 1663 nucleotides. RefSeq lists its product as uncharacterized. The transcript is spliced from 2 exons. The coding region runs from base 70 to 1635 and encodes 521 amino acids. Lineage: Eukaryota; Metazoa; Arthropoda; Insecta; Diptera; Drosophilidae. The record is from RefSeq and is a predicted model, not a curated record.